This is a messenger RNA of Spodoptera frugiperda (fall armyworm), 586 nucleotides long. RefSeq lists its product as uncharacterized. The transcript is spliced from 3 exons. The record is from RefSeq and is a predicted model, not a curated record. The coding region runs from base 95 to 571 and encodes 158 amino acids. Lineage: Eukaryota; Metazoa; Arthropoda; Insecta; Lepidoptera; Noctuidae.
CAAUAAAUUGAGGGGAGACCAAUAUAUAUAUUGGAUUAGGACAAUGAAACAAGGCUUAUUUAAAUUAAUAUUAGUAUAGAGAAAGGGUGCAAAGAUGAUUGCAAUAAGUUGCAUAAUGACUUUCAUAUUUAUAGGUCACCAUAUAGGUAUUGAUGCUAUGAAUGCAUAUUGUUCUCUGCCCUGUCCGUUUAUGUACUCUGCGCCACCUCCUGCAUCAUAUGGGUAUCUGGGUACACAGCCUAGGACCCCAGUCAUCAUGGGAAGGUCUUACAUUUCAUAUGAAGACUACACCGACUCCACCACUGAAGACAUGGAACCACCAGCCGUGAAGCCACGCCAAUCCGAACCAGAUACACCUUCGAAAUCCAAGCCUGUACCAGAGGAACCAAGUCCCCCUCCACCACCGCCUAAAAAGAAGGCUGGUCCUAAUUCCGAAAGUCCUCCAGCUCCGAUCGGUCCCCCAGGUUCUAUUGGCCCAUCAGGUGUUCCCACUAGACGGUUCUUUACUUCCCUAUUCUCAAUACCAGGAGCUGUUAUGGAUACUUUAUUAAGUGGGGAGAUUGUAUUGUAAUAUGAUAAGUAAAAU